GACAUGUCCAUCGCCGAGGCAGAGAGCAUUUAUACUAGAGCAUCAAAGUCUGAACUGGAAAACGACUGGAACAAUGCAUUCAAGCUUUAUCUGCAGGCAGCAGACGCAUUUCUACACAUUAGCCGUACUGCCGAUCCAAAAUACCGGAACAACGCUGCCUUGGCAGUAGAUCGUGCUGAAAAGAUAAAACAGCACAAAAAUCUUAAUCCCUUAUCAAUAGACCACUUUUCAAAUCAACUUGCAAUUCUCAAGAAGUCUUCCAUCAUAAACGAUAGUCACAUCCCUCUGGCAACAUCAUCCCCAUCCAAUUCUUACUCAAGUCCAUUCAAUGAUCCAGAUGGUCAACCAUCCCUCGGUUCCGUAUCUCCAUCAUCUACCUGGAAGCGUCCAAAUCACUUUACAUCAUCCCUCCCACUCCUCCCAUCCGACAUCAUCCAGAACAUCGUAAACGACUGCUCAGUAUGCGCUUCAAUCGCAGUAUGCAUCCAACACAACCUCCGCUUCAAAUCAAACUUACUCCUCUCUUCCUUGUCUUCUUCCAACGACGGAAGGUACGAAUUAAAAGUCCUCGUCAAUGGUGAUUUCCGGCGCACAGUCAUCGACGACCAUCUCCCCUUUGACUCUAACAACAAACUCGUUGGAAUAUCAACUGGCGCAAAGAAUCAGCUCUGGCCUUCAUUCAUCGAAAAAGCAUACAUGAAACUUAUGGGCGGAUACGAUUUUCUCGGCUCAAACUCUGCAAUAGACCUUCACGUCCUCACAGGCUGGAUUCCAGAACACAUCGAUCUCCAAAGCGCAUCUUUUGAACGCGAGCGCACAUGGUCUCGCAUCAUCACUGGAUUCCCUAGAGGGGACUGUAUGAUGACGGUCGGAACGAACGAUAAAACGGCGCUUAAUUAUAAUAUGCACAGCGUCAAGCUUCUUCCUUCUCAUGAUUAUGCUGUUACAGAUAUCAAAGAAACGAACAAUGAGCGCUGGGUCACGCUUCUUGAUUCGAGGAUAUGUGGUUCAGAGUGCAAGUGCGAUGGUAGUGGGACCUGUCCUAGGGUACUCAAUAUACGCUGGGACGAUAUAUGCGCGACGUUCGAGGGGUUGUAUAUCAAUUGGAAUCCAAGUUUGUUUGGGAGUAGUAUUACGUUUCAUGGAUCAUGGCAGCUUGAAAACGCGGAAGAUCUACCACGAGCUGCUACUCACCACCUCCGACUAAACUAUCAAAAAACAAAUGACCCCUCGUAUCAAGAAGUCCCAUCAGGACCCAACACAAACACAACUGAAACCGAUAACAACAACACAAACACAAACGGAAAGGAAACAGAGAUAUGGAUCCUCUUAACACGUCACCUCCGCGACACCCACCGCACAAACGAAUACAUCGCGCUUAAUGUUCAAGAGAAUGACAUGAUUUUAGGGGAUCCAGAACAUGUUGCGCUCAAGAGCAACUACACAAACAGUACACACCUCCUCUCGCGCAUCAAAACCUCCCAACUUCAAACCCACACCUCAGGCUCGCUCUCCUUAUUAGCCUGCUACGAUGGUCAAUUCGACCAAGUCGGGUUCACGGUCACUGCGUUUGCUUAUUCGUCGGAUGUGGUAGUGUCUUGGGAUACGAGGGUUCCGCCUGCGAGGUAUAUGCAUAAGGUCGAUGGCGUGUUGACUCAUAAAACGGCUGGCGGGAAUUGCACGCAUCCGACGUAUAUGGUGAAUCCGCAGUAUCACCUGCGAGUGCAUAAUACCACGAGCGCCAGUAUCGACAAACGGCCGAGCACAAACACAGGCGACAAGCGCAAUAAAACACAAGUCAUACUUACCGCACAGAGCACUAGGGACAUCUCGCUCAACGUCACAGCAGUGUGGUCACAAGGCGAGCGUAUAUCAGAACUAAGUCAGAAGGAGGUAGUGGCUCAUUCUGGGCCUUAUGCGUAUGGGCAUGCGCGUGUCGCUGCUCAUCUGGCUCCUGGGGAUUAUACAAUCAUAUUAUCAGCUUACGAACCAGACCAGAUGGGAAAAUUCACGCUCAAGGUGGAGAGUCCCUCUUGGUUUGAGAUAAAGACAAUACCGCAGGAGGGUGCAGGGAUGUAUGUCAAGACCGUCCAUGGGGGAUGGGACUCGACGACAGCCGUAGGUGGACCCAGCCAAAAUCGAUAUCACCGCAAUCCAAUGUACGAAGUAACCAUCCCUUGUGAUUCUGAAUUUGGCGCCCGUCUCCAACUCCUCACACGCGCCCCAGGCGUAUCCACCAACCUCUCCCUCUUCCCCUCAAACCUCCAACGAUGCAUCGCUUCCUCAGGGCCUUACUCCGAUGCGCUUUCAGGCGUUGGUAUUCCCAAGAGGAGUAUAACACCUGGGAAGUAUUAUCUCGUACCCUCGACGUAUCAUGCCGUAGUGUUUCUGGGAUUGAGGUUGUUUUGCGUUCGUGAGGCGCGAGAGGAGGAAUGA
This is a messenger RNA of Suillus subaureus, 2436 nucleotides long. RefSeq names its product cysteine proteinase. NCBI's taxonomy places the organism in Eukaryota, Fungi, Basidiomycota, Agaricomycetes, Boletales, Suillaceae. The transcript is spliced from 20 exons. Bases 4 to 2436 code for a protein of 810 amino acids. Gene Ontology annotation, biological process: proteolysis. The record is from RefSeq and is a predicted model, not a curated record. Gene Ontology annotation, molecular function: calcium-dependent cysteine-type endopeptidase activity.